AUGCCGCCUUCCAAGACUGAAGUUAUCCUCACGGGGAUCGACAACUGGGAUGACUGGCAGAAGUUUGUUGCAAGCUUAAUUGAUAUAGACAUCUGGGAGGCAAUCAAGCCAACCAACCGAACUCAAGUGCUUCUACGAAAGCCAAGAAGACCGCAAGUAUCUGAUUUUAACGCAAACGCUCAGACUGAAGUCAAUCUUUCGGCAUCUCAAGUCAAUGCUUUCAGACUAGCCCGCGAUAAUUGGAAAGACAGUUCCAAAGAGUAUGAGCAGCAGAAAAACAAUCUCAUCAAAGCGAAAAGUGUUGUUAUCAGCCAUGUGGAUGAUAGAUUAGGUCGUUAUCUUGAUCAAGACCAAGAUCUCCCCCGCUGGAUUGACAGUCUAUCUGUAGCAGUCAACGCCGAACAAACCAAGGCAACAGACGCACUUGUGCUAGAAUAUCAGAAGAUCAUCCAGUCAUUCAGUUGCACCGAUUCAACGAGUUUUGCUAGCUGGAUCUGGAAGUGGGAGAAUUUCCUCCUGAAAGCUGCACGACAUCGAAUGCUUGAAGUAGCAGGUGGUCGUUGGUUAUUCGACAUCGCCCGCCUUAUGGCCAAACAUAACGGCAACUUCACCGAUAACUGCAGACAAGCAGCAGAAUCACUUGUUUUAAAGACAAAAGACUACAACCAAGCCGUCGAGCGAGGAGUACAACAGCUAUUACAUCUAAACGACCUCAGUGACCAUGGCAGACUACGAGAAGCCGCACUGGCAAUUCAAGGGGCUCUAAUUCACACCCCUCCCAAUGCCACGGACGCGAGCAAGGAAUGGUCAAUUGCAAGUGUAGCAGUCAAGUUACGGACCUGGGCUAGCUCAGCCUUGCCAUCACAAGCAAACCCUACAGUUAAACGGGGAACUGCUUUUCAAGCCGCUAGGGACGAACCCAACGAUGACGCCGGCACAAAGAAAGGACGACCCAGCAAGAAGAGACCUAGGUCGGAAAAGAACCAAGAAAGCAUUAAAAGACAGGCCACCAGUUGUGAAGCCUGUGGGGCUCCUUGGCAUGACCUUAAUUCUUGCUGGAAUGCGAUUCCUGAAUUGAGACCAAAAGGGUCUACGCCGAACGAGCGUUGGGUUAGCGUUGCUAAAAAGGCUCUAGCUGCGGACCCUGUAUUAAAAGCUAAGGUUGACAAAAUACGCGAGGCAGCCAGGAACCGAGAAAAAGAAGAAUCAGAUUGA
This is a messenger RNA of Metarhizium guizhouense ARSEF 977, 1215 nucleotides long. NCBI's taxonomy places the organism in Eukaryota, Fungi, Ascomycota, Sordariomycetes, Hypocreales, Clavicipitaceae. The record is from the annotation of a GenBank genome assembly.